Molecule: messenger RNA, 9189 nt
Organism: Mugil cephalus (flathead mullet)
Lineage: Eukaryota; Metazoa; Chordata; Actinopteri; Mugiliformes; Mugilidae
Gene: kif1aa
Product: kinesin family member 1Aa
Exons: 52
Coding region: 459-6197 (1912 amino acids)
Biological process (GO): microtubule-based movement
Molecular function (GO): microtubule motor activity; ATP binding; microtubule binding
Source: RefSeq, a predicted model, not a curated record
CAGUGGAGCUCGGGCAUCCUUGCCAAACACAGGGAGACAGCAGAGCCAUUUUGACCGCUCCGGCUCGCGAAAACGCGGCCGACGAUUCAAAGCUUGAGCCGAGGACCUCUGGGAGGAGGGGGACUGGCACGACAGGGCGGACGGACGGACGGACGGACGCACGGACGGCACGGCACCGAAGGGGGUGGGUCGGCGGGGUAGACUACAAGACAUCACUCCUCCUCAGCCCCUUCCCGUUUUCAUGGAGAGGGGAGGCUGCUAGCAGGGGCAGUGCCAGACCUGGAGGACACCAGCGGAGGUGGAGGUGUCCGCGGAGCUGGGAUAAUAAGACAGCGCGAACGAACGAACGAACGAACGAACACGGUCUCCGCCCGGAAGCAAGGCGUUUUAUUAGCACCGCGGAGAAUUCAUACCUGGGACUAAAGAAGGCACCGAAAAGGUGCUAAGAAGACAGCGCCAUGGCAGGGGCCUCUGUGAAGGUGGCGGUGCGGGUCCGCCCUUUCAAUUCGAGAGAGAUGGCGAAAGAAAGCAAGUGCAUCAUACAGAUGUCUGGAAACACCACCACCAUCAUCAACCCCAAGCAGGCCAAAGACAACAAGAGUUUCAACUUUGAUUAUUCCUACUGGUCCCACACCACGCCCGAGGACGUCAAUUACGCUUCUCAGAUGCUGGUGUACAAGGACAUUGGAGAAGAAAUGUUGCUUCACGCCUUUGAAGGAUACAACGUCUGUAUCUUCGCUUAUGGGCAGACGGGUGCUGGAAAGUCCUACACCAUGAUGGGGAAACAGGAUGUCAAGGAUCAACAAGGAAUCAUUCCCCUGCUUUGUGAAGAUCUCUUCACCAAAAUCAGCGACAAUACAGACAACAGCAUGUCUUACUCUGUGGAGGUGAGCUACAUGGAAAUCUACUGUGAACGUGUGCGAGACUUGCUGAACCCCAAAAACAAAGGGAACCUCCGUGUGCGAGAGCAUCCUCUGAUGGGGCCUUAUGUGGAGGAUCUGUCCAAACUGGCUGUCACCUCCUACAACGACAUCCAGGACCUGAUGGACUCCGGCAACAAAGCCAGGACUGUGGCUGCCACCAACAUGAACGAAACAAGCAGCCGCUCGCACGCUGUGUUUAACAUCAUAUUCACGCAGAAACGCCUCGACGCAGAGACUGACAACACAUCUGAGAAGGUCAGCAAAAUCAGCCUGGUGGAUUUGGCUGGUAGUGAAAGGGCAGAUUCUACCGGAGCCAAAGGGACCAGGCUUAAGGAAGGAGCAAAUAUCAACAAAUCUCUAACCACGUUGGGAAAAGUCAUCUCUGCUUUAGCAGAAGUGGACUCUGGUCCAAAUAAGAAUAAAAAGAAGAAGAAAGUGGAAAGCUUCAUUCCUUACAGAGAUUCAGUUCUGACUUGGCUACUGAGAGAAAAUUUGGGGGGAAACUCUCGCACUGCCAUGGUGGCUGCCCUGAGUCCAGCCGACAUCAACUACGACGAGACCCUCAGCACGCUCAGGUACGCUGACCGCGCCAAACAGAUUCGCUGUAAUGCCGUUAUCAACGAGGAUCCCAACAACCGAUUGGUGCGUGAGCUGAAGGAGGAGGUGUCUCGUCUGAAAGACCUCCUCUUUGCCCAGGGGCUGGGUGACAUCAUUGAGACAUAUCGAGCAACUGGUGCUGAUAUAGAGGGUUUGAAAUACCUAUCCGAUUACAAGAACAAUAACAAUAAAGGCCAAGCUGUGAAUCAAAGGGAUGAUCUCUCCACAGUGACCAAUGCCAUGACGGGGAUGAGUCCCUCUCCGUCUCUCUCAGCCUUGUCCAGCCGUGCCGGAUCUAUAGCCAGUCUGCACGACCGCAUCAUGUUCAGCCCCGGCAGCGAGGAGGCUAUCGAGAGACUGAAGGAAACAGAGAAAAUCAUUGCUGAGCUUAAUGAGACCUGGGAAGAGAAACUACGCAGAACAGAGGCCAUCAGGAUGGAAAGAGAGGCCUUACUGGCAGAAAUGGGCGUGGCAAUGCGAGAAGAUGGUGGCACAGUCGGGGUGUUCUCUCCUAAGAAGACGCCUCAUUUGGUGAAUCUCAACGAGGAUCCUCUGAUGUCCGAGUGCCUCCUGUACUACAUUAAAGACGGAAUAACCAGGGUUGGUCGUUUAGAUGCCAGCAGUCGUCAGGACAUAGUUCUCAGCGGCCACUUCAUAAAGGACGAACACUGCACCUUUACCAGCUCUAGUGGUCCGACGGGAGAAACAGCAGUCGUCCUAGAGCCCUGUGAAGGAGCUGAGACUUAUGUCAAUGGAAAGAGAGUGACAGAACCCACUGUACUCAGAUCAGGAACUCGCAUCAUCCUGGGGAAGAGCCAUGUGUUCCGGUUCAACCACCCUGUGCAGGCCAGGGCUGAGAGGGAGAGGACCCCUUGUGCCGAGACCCCUGCUGAGCCUGUGGACUGGGCCUUUGCUCAGAGGGAGCUGCUGGAGAAACAGGGCAUUGACAUGAAACAGGAAAUGGAACAGAGGCUGCAGGAGUUGGAGGAUCAGUAUCGCAAAGAAAGGGAGGAGGCCAACAACCUUUUGGAGCAGCAAAGACUGGAUUAUGAGAGUAAGCUGGAGGCCCUUCAGAAGCAAGUGGACCGUUAUUAUCCAGAAGCCGCUGAAGAAGAGGAGGAACCCGAGGAGGAAGUGUCAUGGACGGAGAGGGAAAGAGACCUCGCUGUGUGGAGCUUCCGUAAGUGGAGGUGGUACCAGUUCACCUCCCUCCGUGACCUGCUGUGGGGAAACGCCAUCUUUCUCAAGGAGGCCAACGCCAUCAGCGUCGAGCUGAAGAAGAAGGUUCAGUUCCAGUUUGUGCUGCUGACAGACACCCUCUACUCGCCACUGCCUCCCGACCUGUUGCCCCCAGAGGCGGCUAAAGACAGAGAAAAGAGACAUUUCCCUCGCACCAUUGUAGCAGUGGAGGUGCAAGAUCAGAAGAAUGGAGCCACUCACUACUGGACAUUAGAGAAAUUAAGGCAGAGGCUCGAUCUCAUGAGAGAGAUGUACGAUCGCGCUGCUGACGUGCCCCACACCACCACCGAGGACAGCGAGAACGCCAUGACAGGAGGCGACCCCUUCUAUGAUCGCUUCCCGUGGUUCCGCCUCGUUGGCAGAAACCCCAUUUUCAACACAUGCAUGAGCGAACGCAUGAGUGACCCUACCCCAUCCCCAACCCUUUCCAACUCUGAAAUUACUGAGCUGGCUGACUCACAGCGGGAGGGUCGAGGGGAGGAGGAGGAGGAGUUGGAGGAGUUGGAGGACCUGGACGAUGAUAUCUUUUUGGACGACCCGAGCUCGGAGCUCGGGGUAGAGGAUGAUGAUGAUGAUGAUGAUGAUGAUGAUGAUGAGGGAGAGCUCUGCCGUGGCUCCAGCGAAGGCCAGGAUCCCUUUUACGACCGCUCACCAUUAUUCAGUGUAGUGGGAAGGGCUUUUGUUUAUCUGAGCAAUCUGUUGUACCCGGUGCCCCUGGUCCACCGUGUGGCCAUCGUCAGCGAGAAGGGAGAGGUGAAGGGCUUCCUCCGCGUGGCCGUUCAGGCCAUAUCAGGUGCUCUGUGUUUCCCUCCAGCCGAUGAGGAAGCUCCAGACUACGGCUCGGGAGUGAGGCAGUCGGGCACGGCCAAAAUCUCAUUCGAGGAUCAGCAGUACGAAAAGUUCCAGUCAGAGACCUGCUCUGUGGGAUUGUCCCGCACAGGGAUUUCUCAGGAGGAGCUUCGAAUAGUGGAGGGGGAGGGGCAGAACGCAGAAAUGGGACCAUCAGCUGAUGAAGUCAACAACAACACAUGUGCGGCUGGUGCGGACGAGCCGGAGAAUCCACUGAAGGCCAGCCUGGAUGGUGCACUAGAUACAACUCCGGAGCACCUGAGGAUUGGUAAUAUCUUCACCUUCAGAGUGACCGUCCUUCAGGCCUCCAGCAUCUCUGCAGAAUAUGCUGAUAUCUUCUGCCAGUUCAAUUUCAUCCACCGCCAUGACGAGGCCUUCUCCACCGAACCCCUAAAAAACACUGGCCGUGGUCCUCCUCUGGGCUUCUACCAUGUUCAGAACAUCGCUGUGGAAGUCACUAAAUCCUUUGUUGACUAUAUCAAGACUCAGCCAAUUGUGUUUGAGGUGUUUGGACACUACCAGAAACAGCCAUUCCUUCCCAUAUGUAAAGACGUCAUCAGUCCACUGCGCCCCUGCAGAAGACAGUUUCCAAGGGUGAUGCCGCUCUCUAAACCAGUGGAUACUGAUGCCUCGCCGGACCGGGAGAAAUCACUGGAGCUGAUCCGAUACCUGGUCCCAGAUGUGUUCAAUGGGUUGCUGGUGGACUCGCUGUCAGACCACGCUCUGUCUGCCGCUGGCUUGGCUGCUUCCUUCUUACUGGAAGGAAACGAGCGAGCUCAGCUGCCUGCUCCACCCACCUCUAUCUGUUCAGUUAUUAAAGCUCAGAAGCCGGUACCUGCCACCAAGCUGACGGCCGUGACCCGUCCUCAGGCGGGACCCUGCCACAGCAAAUAUGAUCUCAUGGUCUUCUUUGAGAUCUGCGAGCUGGAGGCCAAUGGAGACUACAUCCCUGCCGUGGUGGACCACAGAGGAGGAAUGCCUUGCCAUGGCACGUUUUUACUGCACCAGGGUCUCCAGAGGAGAAUCACCGUCACCAUCGUACAUGAAUCUGCAGGAGACAUGGAAUGGAAGGAAGUCCGUGAACUUGUUGUGGGACGUCUGCGCAACACCCCCGAAGCUGACGACACCAUCAUUGACCCCAACAUUCUCUCUCUCAACAUCUUGUCUUCUGCGUAUGUCAGGCCCAUGCAAGAUGACAGACAGUUUCUUGAUUCGGACAUGCCUAGCAUUUCCUUGGGAGUUGACCAUAGGACUUUCUACCGUUUCGAGGCUGCUUGGGACAGCUCCAUGCACAACUCUUUGCUACUCAAUCGAGUCACUCCAUAUGGGGAGAAGAUCUACAUGACCCUCUCGGCCUACGUGGAGAUGGAGAACUGCACACAGCCUGCGGUCAUAACCAAAGAUAUCUGCAUGGUGUUUUACUCUCGGGACGCAAAGCUCUCGGCUUCCCGUUCAAUCCGCAAUCUUUUCGGUACUGGAAGCUUAAGAGCUGCAGAUGGAAAUCGUAUAACAGGAGUCUAUGAGGUCAGCUUGUGUAACCUGGCAGACACAGGAAGCCCAGGGAUGCAGAGGAGACGCAGGCGGGUGCUGGACACCUCCGUGGCCUACGUCCGUGGGGAGGAAAACCUGGCUGGAUGGAGGCCACGUAGCGACAGCCUCAUUCUGGACCACCAGUGGGAGCUGGAGAAGCUCAGUCUCCUCCAAGAUGUGGAGAAAACCAAACAUUACCUCCUGCUGAGGGAGAAACUGGAGUCCACCCUGCUCAUGGGCCAGGAGGCCCUUCAGUCCUGUCUCACCGAGGAGCUGAGCGAGUCUCCGCAACCUGCUGAGGUCGACCAUGAGGUCGUCUCUGCUUCUGAAAUCACCACUGAGAGGCAGAGGGAGCUGGCUGCCAAGUGUUUGCGGCUGCUCACUCACUCCUUUAAUCGAGAAUACAGCCACGUGUGUGUCAGCGCCAGUGAAAGCAAGAUCUCUGAGAUGUCUGUCACGACGCUAAAAGACUCCGCUUCAGUUUCUGCUCUUAACACAAUCACACCCUCCUCCACAUGCCCUUCACUGGUCGAAGGUUGCUACAGCAAUGCUGAACUCAGACCACCUACGCCUCGUUCCCGUGCUGUCAGCCCCGGCCCUGACACACAGCAGGAUGCAGAGGCCAAGAAGUCUGUUAAUGGAGCCUCUGAAACCAAACCUCGGACCCGUAAAUUUGUCCCUGAUAUCCAGGAAAUUAGAGUGAGCCCCAUCGUGUCAAAGAAAGGUUACAUACAUUUCUUGGAGCCGCAAACUAACGGGUGGGUGAAGCGCUACGUCGUCGUGCGUCGGCCGUACGUCUACAUCUACAACACGGAAAGAGACACCGUGGAGCGCGCUAUUCUCAAUCUGUCAUCUGCCCAGGUGGAGUACAGCGAGGACCAGCAGGCAAUGCUGAAGACCCCGAACACAUUUGCCGUGUGUACAGAACAUCGUGGAAUAUUACUCCAAGCCACUAAUGACAAGGAGAUGCACGACUGGCUGUAUGCAUUCAACCCUCUCCUAGCUGGAACUAUCAGGUCAAAGCUUUCGAGAAGACGGGCCGGACAGAUGAGGAUGUGAAACAAGGCUUAACAAAAGCAGGAAGCGUGACGCAGAGACUAACAUGUACAUAGGUCCUUGUCCUUAUCCCUCCCUGUGUGCUGAGUCCCAUCCCCCACCACCACAGUCACCAACAACUAUCUUUCCCCUGUACGUUCUCAGUUUAACACUAGUGUCCUCAGCACCUCGAGCGCCCAUUUUGUGUCAGGCCUUUGCUGCGGUGUAAGUCUCUUAGUCUAAAGAACCUCUUCAAAAAUCUGUCACUGUUCUGUGCCGGAGUUAGCUGGUCAGUGGAAGAACAUGAGGGCGGGGGGCGGCAACAGUUUCUUCUUUCAGAUUACAUACGUAUGGUAAUGUACUGUAGUUGUUGUCAGUGACACAUCGAGCCUUAUGCAUUUACUCCUUAAAAAAAAACAAAAAAACUUGCAGUGACAUGUGUCUUUACCAAAAAGCUGCCAUGUCAGUGAGGAGCACAUUGCUACAUUUGCAUCAGUAAAUAGAAAAACAUGCAGAUUCUUCUCUACUCUACAGCUAUAUAUACAACAUACAGCCUGAAAAUACACAUUAACAUGAAAAAAAAAAAAAAGUCGAGUGUGUCUCUUUAGAAUGUUUCUCUCUUCUUUCUGGUCCAUGGAUCCUGACACCGCGUAAUCCGCCGCCUAAAAACGUCUUAGAAACUUAAGCACACACAGCUUGGCAAGGGAAUGGCAUAUCAUCGUAGGCUUCACGUUCUUGGCUACGUUUUAGUUUCUCGUAGGAACACCGAGGGUAUCCGCAUUCACACUAUAAGUAAUCGAACACCGUCACCUUCAGUCUCCCACUUUGAUCUCAUUCUUCUCCCUGAAUUUCAUUUGUUUUAAAAUGUGAUAUAUUUAGAUAUUUAACCGUUUUAUUAUUUAUUUCUGCAUGUAUUUAUUAUUUACAAAGACAUUUAUAUUUCUAAAGUAGUAGUCCAGUGCAAUUUCUGCACACUGCACUUUUUAAUGAGUUCCUUAAAUGUUUGAAUGACACGACCUCGUCACCACACAGUUAACACUGUUGAACCAAUUUAACAACGACUUAACGAUGAACAUUGGCCAGUUUCCUUUUGGUGAAGAUUACUUGAAUAACACCAUCCUCCCUCCUUUAGGAUUAUGGUAGUCACACAUUUGACCUUUAGCCCAGCUAGCAUCCAUCUAUAAAAGUAAAUAAUGGUACAUUGUUAGGUAGAGAAUAUUAAGGUGUUCUUCUGACCAUCCUCUGCUGCACAAGGCUACCUUAUUAAAUCAAAAAAAACCUAAACUGUUCUUCACAGUACAAAAUAAGAAGCUGGUUUUCUGAAUGAUACGUGUAUAUUAAUUAAAUGUAGUGCCUCUCUUUUCAAACAUACUGUACAGUAUGCCGCUGCACCAUUUGCUUUCAAACUACAUCCUCCAUGCUGCUAAAAAUAACGUUCUCUCUGUGGAUCAUAUCAUCACUUUCCCGCUUUACGUCAUCGCCGCUUGCACAUUCGUGCAGAUGGUUUCGAUUUAUAGUAAUGUUGCACUUCUAAUACAGCAAUCAAAUGUCAUGAGUGGACUUUCCACAACACGGAGCAUACUGAAUGUUUAGUCACUGAAAAGCCUCCUUUAACACGUUUCAGGAUUGUCAACAGGCACGUAGCUCUUCGUUAAGCAUAAAUAUGAAUGGAGAAAAACAAACUCAGUCCUGUCGACAGUCGGUCAUGAAAGCUGCAAAACUGUAUUGCUGUUCUGUUUUAACCCCUACAGCUAAUCUUAAAUACUACUCUGCAUUUUGGUUAAAGUCAAUCUGAAAGUGAAGUGUGAGUUGGUUUGGGGAGUAUGCCUCAGGUCAGCCAGCCUGGAGAGCAUGCUCAGUGAGAGCGGUGACAUUUCACUUGCACCUUUGUCUUGAACCUGCACACAACUACUAUUUAUGCUCUGUCUAAUGAUGAGGGGUAUUUACGUAUAACACCAGUUCAGUAUGGUUUUAUGUUUGCUACUGAUCUGAUCAUUCAAUAGCUUACUCAACGAGCAUAUUUCCUGAGAUGUUAAAGUAUUCUGUGUGUCGUGGACAUAUUUUGAGGUUAAAAACUUUUUACAGUCCAAACCUUUGUGUGUUGUGUAACAAAGGGUUUGUCGUAGUAAUGAUGAAAAUCCUUCAUCAGAGUCACUUGGCAGAGACUUUUUUUUUGUAUUUAAUUCAGCUAUAGCAUCAUCGUUACAGGAAAACCCUGCUGUACCGUACAUUUACACUGUCUCAUACACUGUGUUGUCUCAUUGCUGUCCCCUUAAAUCCCCCCCAAAAAAAUGAUAGAAAAUACAUGCUUUCCUCCACUCUAGUCUCUAAAUUGAGAUUAUUCAUGUUUUUAUUGGGCCUUGCAAUGUGCAUCACAUCCGAAACAACCAAACCUUAGUUGGUGCAGGCACAAAAAGUUCACACCGAAUGUACAACAAUAGUUGAAAAUACUUAUUAUGCUGAAAUGGUUGCGUUGACUUCUGUGGUCUUCUGGGUGCACCCUGUAGUUCCUUAUUGAUUGUAGGAUAGAUCUAUUGUAGGGAACUAUACGGAGGUUGUGGGACAUACCUGUAAUAAUCUGUCCACUAAUGUAUGGGAGGGGGGUGGUUAACUAUGACCCUGCUCGGCAUCGUGUCUUGCUGUAGGUUUCCUGUCACACUUCCGCUCUUAUUUCACAAUAUCUACCUUCACCUUCAAGCUCUAGCAGCCUUCACAGCGUCUUUUUCUAAUCCUUCCCCUUUCAAGGAAUAUUGACAUUUUUGUGCUUCCACAUCCAAUCUGUUUUUUUUUUCAUACAGUUAUGUUUCUUUUUUUUUCUUUUCUUCAAAUGACUUUGCAUUGUAUAUAAACAUGAUUGCUGUGAACAGUGUAUUAUAAAGUUGCACCCAUUUGCAAACUCUUGAAUGGGCAGUAGUUCAGUCAGUGUCUCUGAGUGUUGGAGUUUAGCGUCAGAUGUUUGUGUACACUAAAACACAUUGUCAUAUACGAAAUAAACAUGGAAAUUAUGCAACACAAA